Molecule: messenger RNA, 5317 nt
Organism: Struthio camelus australis
Lineage: Eukaryota; Metazoa; Chordata; Aves; Struthioniformes; Struthionidae
Source: RefSeq, a predicted model, not a curated record
AUGGGGUUUCUACUCUCUGGCAAUCUUCAUGGUGGCUCAGUGGUUGCAAGCUAUCCCUAUGAUGACUCUCCCACACACAAGCCCACAGGAGUCUACAGUAAAUCAGCAGAUGAUGAAGUGUUCAGAUACUUGGCGAAAGCUUAUGCGUCAAAUCACCCCAUAAUGAGAACUGGCACCCCAAAUUGCCCUGGUGAGGAGGGAGAGACUUUCCAAGAUGGCAUCACAAAUGGUGCCCAGUGGUACGAUGUAGAAGGUGGGAUGCAGGAUUACAACUACGUGUGGGCCGACUGCUUUGAGAUCACCUUGGAGCUGUCCUGCUGCAAAUACCCGCCAACCUCCCAGCUUCAACAAGAGUGGGAGAACAACCAGGACUCUCUCCUCGCCUUCAUUGAGAAGGUCCACAUUGGUGUGAAAGGCUUUGUCAGGGAUGUAGUCACCGGAUCUGGCUUGGAGAACGCGACUAUCGUUGUUGCUGGUAUUGCUCAUAACAUCACAGCAGGCAAAUAUGGCGACUAUCACCGACUGCUGGUGCCCGGGACCUACAAUGUGACUGCCGUUGUAAUGGGUUACGCACCAGUGACCAUGGAGAACAUUGAGGUGAAGGAGGGAGAUGCAACAAAAGUGGAUUUCUCCUUGCAACCAACUGUAAUGGCACCAGCUCCUAAUCUCACACAGUUCACAGCAACACCUGCUCCUGUCUCUACCAUCACCUCUGCUAAUGUGCAGGCAGAGUCCCCAAACCCAACCUCUCUCCAUCAGCCAGUCCAGCCUGUGGACUUCCGCCACCAUCACUUCCCAGACAUGGAGAUCUUUCUACGGCGAUAUGCUAACGAGUACCCCAACGUAACCCGCCUCUACUCUGUGGGCAAGUCAGUGGAGCUUCGGGAGCUCUAUGUAAUGGAGAUAUCGGACAACCCUGGCAUCCAUGAAGCAGGUGAGCCAGAGUUCAAGUACAUCGGUAACAUGCAUGGGAAUGAAGUUGUGGGGCGAGAGCUGCUCCUGAACCUCAUUGAGUACCUCUGCAAGAACUUUGGCACAGAUCCUGAAGUGACUGACUUGGUCCGGAGCACACGCAUCCACAUCAUGCCAUCUAUGAAUCCUGAUGGCUAUGAGAAAUCCCAGGAAGGAGACAGAGGAGGCACCAUUGGCAGAAACAACAGCAACAACUAUGACCUGAACCGGAACUUUCCAGAUCAGUUCUUCCAGGUGACAGACCCUCCUCAGCCAGAAACUCUUGCUGUCAUGAGUUGGUUAAAGACUUACCCGUUUGUACUGUCAGCAAACCUGCAUGGAGGUUCUCUGGUGGUUAAUUACCCCUUUGAUGAUGAUGAGCAAGGAAUAGCCAUAUACAGUAAAUCCCCAGAUGAUGCUGUGUUUCAGCAGCUGGCACUGUCCUACUCCAAGGAAAAUACGCAGAUGUAUCAGGGAAGCCCUUGUAAGGACAUGUACCCCACUGAGUACUUCCCACAUGGCAUCACUAAUGGGGCUCAGUGGUACAACGUUCCAGGUGGGAUGCAAGACUGGAAUUACUUAAAUACGAACUGCUUUGAAGUGACCAUUGAGUUGGGCUGUGUGAAAUAUCCAAAAGCAGAGGAGCUGCCGAAGUACUGGGAGCAGAACCGCAGGUCUCUUCUCCAGUUCAUGAAACAGGUUCACCGCGGUAUCUGGGGAUUUGUGCUGGACGCCACGGAUGGAAGGGGCAUUCUCAACGCCACCAUCAGCGUUGCUGACAUCAACCACCCGGUCACCACCUAUAAGGAUGGAGACUAUUGGCGCCUCUUGGUCCAGGGGACGUAUAAAAUCACAGCAUCUGCUCGAGGGUACGAUCCAGUCACUAAGAUGGUGGAGGUUGACAGCAAAGGUGGCGUGCAGGUCAACUUCACUCUUUCACGGACAGACUCCAAAGUGGAGCAGGGGAAGGUGCCAGUCCUGAACACCCCAGACACCAGCGACCCCCACGAGAAGGAGUUUGAGACCCUGAUCAAAGAUCUCUCUGCUGAGAAUGGCCUGGAGCACCUCCUGCUUUCCUCGUCAGGGGACGUCUCUCCUUAUCGAUACCGCCCUUACAAGGACCUCUCCGAGUUCCUCCGAGGCCUCAAUCUGAACUACCCUCACAUCACAAAUCUCACGAGUUUGGGUCAGAGUGUUGAGUUCCGUCAGCUCUGGUCCCUCGAAAUCUCCAACAAGCCCAACCAGUCUGAGCCCGAGGAACCAAAGAUCCGCUUUGUUGCUGGUAUUCACGGAAAUGCUCCUGUUGGUACAGAGUUGCUCCUGGCACUGGCAGAAUUUCUCUGCAUGAACUACAAGAAGAAUGCUGCUGUUACAAAGCUAAUUGACCGAACACGGAUUGUGAUUGUGCCUUCCCUGAAUCCAGAUGGACGUGAGAUAGCACAGGAAAGAGACUGCACAUCAAAGAUAGGCCAGACCAACGCUCAUGGCAGAGAUCUGGACACAGACUUCAUAAGCAAUUACUCUCGAUACUCAGGGACACGGGAGCCUGAGACCAAAGCCAUCAUAGAGAACUUGAUAUCGAAGCAGGAUUUCAGCCUGUCUGUUGCGCUAGAUGGUGGAUCUCUGCUUGUCACUUACCCGUAUGAUAAGCCAGUGCAGACAGUGGAAAACAAAGAAACACUGAAGCAUUUGGCAUCUCUGUAUGCAAACAAUCACCCGUUGAUGCAUUUAGGCCAGCCGGGCUGUCCAAAUAAGUCAGAUGAGAAUAUUCCUGGGGGUGUGAUCCGUGGCGCUGAAUGGCACAGUCACCAGGGAAGUAUGAAGGAUUUCAGUGUUAUGUUUGGUCAUUGCCCUGAGAUCACUGUUUAUACGAGCUGCUGUUAUUUUCCAAGCGCAGGACAGCUCCCCAGCCUGUGGGCAGACCACAGGAAGUCCCUCCUUAGCAUGCUUGUGGAGGUGCAUAAAGGAGUCCAUGGAUUUGUCCAAGACAAGAGUGGCAAGCCAAUUUCUAAAGCCACUAUUGUUUUUAAUGAAGGUUUGAAGGUCUAUACUAAAGAAGGUGGCUAUUUCCAUGUGCUGUUGGCUCCAGGCUUGCACAGCAUCAAUGCUAUGGCCGACGGGUACCAGCAGAAGCAUGUCAAGGUCUUGGUACGCCACGACGCACCUAGCUCUGUGUUCAUUGUGUUUGACACUGAUAACAAGAUAUUUGGCCUGCGAAGGGAGCUGGUUGUAACUGUGGCAGGUGCCAGUAUGUCUGCUCUGGUUCUCACCGCCUGUAUCAUCUGGUGCGUCUGCUCAAUUAAGUCCAACAGACAUAAGGAUGGCUUCCACCGUCUCCGCCAGCACCAUGAUGAUUAUGAGGAUGAAAUCCGCAUGAUGUCCACUGGCUCGAAGAAGUCUCUCCUGAGCCAUGAAUUCCAGGAUGAAACAGACACUGAAGAAGAAACAUUAUAUUCCAGCAAGCACUGACACCUCCCAGACAGAAAAGGAGGUUCCCCAUGGACCAGCCCCAGUGGGAAGGGGGCGAUUCCUGUGGUUCGGUUUUGGAACAUCAGCUUGCAGGACAUGUCCUCCAGAGGUGUGGGUGGCAGCUCCCAACGUCCCUCUAUUUGCCAUGUUCCUACUGACAUGCAAGUCAGGGAGUGUUGGAGGCUAUGUUGAGGCUAAGGACAUGGCUUGUUACACUUUUAGGUCAAGAUCUGGAGGUACAUGUAUCACCGUUUGAAAGGUAACGUAAUAGGAUGGCCAGCAGAGUUCCUAGCACUUCCCCAGCAUCUCAGCGCAGUGAUCAGAUGGUGGGGAAGUGCCCCGAGACCUGCCUAGGGUCACAGCUACACAACUCCAAAGCAGUUUCUCUACCUGUUUUGAAUUCUCUUUUUCACUCUACCUGAGGAAGCCUCAUCCUACAUGGACUCCCAGUUCGGCAGAGCAGCCCUAGGAAGCAGACUGCACUUAGUUCUCAGCUGCUCCCUCAGAGCUUUUUUCCACCUUCAGAUGCAGUGGCCUACUGUGCUCUGCAGUGGGUGCUGAGCACCUCUAAUGUGUUGCUAGUUCUCAUGCUGUGACCCAGCGUCCUGAAAGCUGGGGGAAAUGGCGUCAUUUCUCAUUGUGAGCUGGAGAAAGAAGCAUGUCAGAGCUUCAGUGAACUCUGACAAAGGCCAGGCACUUACCAGCUCUGCAGUGUUGCUGUUCCUUACUUCUGAGGAAGAAAGAAACUCUGUCCCCCUCACUUCGGGUUGGUUCUCGUUUGUGUAGACCUGGCCUUUGUGGUCUCAUGUUAGCGUUAUAACAGCACGGUGUCCAAAAGAGUAACUGGAGAUUGUUCCAAGCAGCUGGAUAGAACUGAUUAUGGUGGAUGCUGUAGAAAGCACCUGCUAAUGACUCCCCCAGAUAUGUUUUGCUCAAGUCUACCACGAUUCAACGAUUCAUGGAGAAACUCACUGACAUCCAGCUACUGCUUAUUGAAUGUUAUUGAAGUAGCUGAGAGGGGUUGUGGAGCCUCCGUGGCCCAAGUAGGUCUUAAAUUUUGAAGAAAAGCUGCACCUUUUGCCCCAUCCACCUAAUACUGUUCAGUGUUCAGGGCACUUUGAAAACACCCUCUGGUCAAGCCCUGGUGGUGGUAGCUCUACUGAAAGAACACAGCAAGAGCUCCACCUGCUUGUGUCUCUGCAGCAUGUCUGCUGCUGCGAGGCCUGGGGGAAGGAAGGGUGUACUGAAGAAGAGGAGGGAAAAGCAGCACUUGGCAGGCAUUUUGAAAGAGAAGCUGCAGCGUGCGUCCCCAGAAUGCAUUACUAACACAUCCAAUGUACGGGGAGUCCAGGAAGCAUUUGAUUUCCAAAACCUUUACCUUUAUGUAUGGAGCUCCUGUGCUUUCUGCCCAGAAAGCACAGCAUUGGAGCACAGGCACUUUUUUUUUCCCCCCCUUGCUGCUCAUUCUCUUUUUUAAUACUUGCCCCACUGACCCAAGCUCCCUCGUGCAAGAGCCUGGUGCACCACAGUUGUGGGCACCCCCUUUGUCUGUUCUCUACCAGCCCAGUGAGGUCCUGCUGGGCUGCAUCUCCUGGAGAAGGAGCCGUUCCUCGGUUCUGCAGGUGGCAGAUGCACCUCCCAGUCGUGCUGAUCGUUCCAUCAGCUGCAUGCCGAUUUUGUGCAGCUCUGUAGAGGGACAGAGACAGCCCUUAGACGCCAGUAUAACCUUUUCCCUGUUCCAUGGAGAAUUAUAGUGAAAGGAGCGCAUGAUGAGAGCUGGUGGGAGCAGUCAGCUGGGAAUGGAGAGAUGAGGCCAAGCAUUCCCUGUGCUCCUACUGUCCCAUGUCGCUGCAGUGCACGAGAGCUGUUCUCACUGCCUUGUGGUUCUGCAAGCCCG